This is a messenger RNA of Melitaea cinxia (Glanville fritillary), 791 nucleotides long. RefSeq names its product phosphatidylinositol-glycan biosynthesis class X protein-like (gene PIG-X). The transcript has 5 exons. Lineage: Eukaryota; Metazoa; Arthropoda; Insecta; Lepidoptera; Nymphalidae. The record is from RefSeq and is a predicted model, not a curated record. The coding region runs from base 13 to 771 and encodes 252 amino acids. Gene Ontology annotation, cellular component: endoplasmic reticulum membrane. Gene Ontology annotation, biological process: GPI anchor biosynthetic process.
UUUUAAUAUCAAAUGAUGGCCGUCAAUAAUGCAUUAAAUGUUUUUAUUUAUGUAUUAUUUUUGAACAGAAUACAAUGUAAAUUGUGCAAUUUCGAUAUUAAGAUCGAACAGACACUUCAUAAUGAAGGAUUUCACAGAAACCUAAGCUACCUCAUCGAUUUUGCCAGCGACGAUGCUGAGGAAAAUUGGUUGUAUGAAGACUGUGUGGUGGGGUUGGAGCAAACACUGCCGUCGGGUGUGUUUGCGAGCCAUGAUGAAGUCAAAGACCACAGAUGUAAGGGUUUGAUACACACAAUAUUCAAAACGCCAGUCAAUAUAGAGCAGCCAGCCAAAGAUGCUAGUCCUAUUACAAUUCAAUUGUUUAGUAAGGUGGAGCGAAGCAAAACACAUAUUUACAUUCCAGUGCACGCUAGAUAUCAUCAUGCUAGCCGUGGUGGAGGAACAGUCAGAAACAUAAUCGGGCCUCCGAAAUUAAAUUUAAUGUGCCCAGAUAGAAAACUCAAUGUAUGUGAUUUUCCUUCUGAUGCUCCUGCGAACAAUUUCUGUGCAAAAGGCGUUUCUAAGGAGUCGUGUCCUUGGAGAGAAGUACCUGCGAUAAUGGUCACUGACACGUUAUUUUGGGACGUACCAAUUGGUAAUACAGAUCAUUACUACCUAGUGGCGAGUGUCACUACCAUAGUUAUUGUAGUCGGUUCUCUAUAUCUGUUGAAUACUAUACACGGUUACAAAAUAGAAACUGAAAGAAGGAUACGAAAAAAACAGAAAAUAUAAUAAAAUAAAAUUGAUCUUAA